CAUAAUUUUCUGUUAUAACACGUAAUUUAAUUCGUUAAGUUGUACAGUCUGCUUUUCGUUCGGGUUAAAUGUAAUUUCUUCUGAGUUGACCGUACUGAUACCACAACAUUGUUGCUUUGUCGUCAAUUAUCUAUUAGCACACAUCUACAAAUAUUUAUGCAUUAACGAUAAACUACUCUACAGGACCUUUAAAUUUACGUCACUUUCCCUCGGUAAUUUGCGCAGGCGGAGCAAGAGCAUUUAAAUUAAAGCGGAAAUAUUGCUCUAGUUGAUCAAACAAACAUUUAGUCGUCCUCGAGUGUGUAUGGAAUUCAAAAGGGAAAGGUUAACCUGACAGAGAAAUGUUUGGCGGAAGUUGUGUGUGACAGCACUCCUGUUUAUCCUGACCCAGAGACCAAUGGCAUCUGCAUCUUGUCCAGGCUUUCACAACCAGAUUGUCCCAGGAAUGAUCAUGAGACCUUUCUGGGAAUAAAGCCAGUGCUCAUGGACACUGAGGUGAUCAACUUGUGGAACGACUCGGUACCUACAACGGGAGCUGUGCAGUUCGUCGACUGUGAUUGGGACACCAAAAAUGUCUUGACAGGAUCAGCUGACGACUGGGACUGCAAGACCAGUGGCUCAAAAGAAAAUGCAUGUGAUAGAAGUUUGUGAGUUCCAGCAGCAGUACAGCACCAAAACAACAAUAAAAAUGCACAAAUAGAACACGUGGGUUCGAUUUCAGUGGCCACAUCAUCACGUUUUCCACAGACAAGCAGAUGAGCUGUCGGGGUUUCAUGAACUUCUUCGACCUGAGGGAUCCACAGAUCGACAUCUCGCAAACUGUGGAGCUGCCUGUGUGGAACUGCAAUCUACUUCUUUAAUGACAUGAAAGACAGCAAUUACGUAGAGAAACUGGAGCUCAGCCAGAUGAUCUCAGUAACAGACGACAACAGCCAGGACAUAAACUUGAAUGCUGCCAGAUUUACCUUGAGUGGUGAAGAUGGAAUCAUCAAAUUCACUGCCCCCAAUGCAGAAGCCCGAGAGCUGUGGAAAGGCUUUAUCCUCUCUGUGACUCAGCUCUCAGUCCCGUCCUACCUUGCCCUGCUCCCAGGUCAGCUUACCCACCUGCAAGAGGCAAUAGACAAGGAAAUCAAACGAAGACAAACCUCCCCUGAUCCCCCUGCAGUUACACCCAGCCUGCCACCCUGUUACCACAGCGUUUCUCGUCUGGAGGCAGAGCUGCUGCUGGAGAAAGAGAGUAAGAGAGGAAACCUGCUCCUGCGGCCUGGGAGCCACGGAAACCCCUAUGCUAUCUCCACAAGACAGGAGGAUUACAAUGGUGCUGUGUUCAAACACUACCGUCUGAACCGAAAAGAGAACGGAGGCUUUGACAUUGCUCUUGAAAAUCCCACGGCAGAGGAGGGUGGGCUGCAGCACAUGACCCCGGAGUGGAUCCAAACCAAGGUGUCGUGUGUCACACUGCAAGAUGCGAUCAACUAUUUAGUGGAUAGAACAGAGGGAGUGAUGACUCCUCUCAUCCUGGAGGAGGAGUAUGAGGAGAACAUCUCUUAUAUCCAAUCAGACAAUGAAAACGGAGAGAGUGUUCAUCUGGUUUUGCCCCGUUUGCCCACCAAACCAGGAACAGCAGUUAACUCUCCAGUUCCUGCUCCUCGCAGAAUGACGCUGCCCCGUGCUGGUGUUCCAGAUCAGGAGGCGGUUCUUGGAGCGAAUUUUAUCCAACUACACUAUGAAAACCAGCCCACCAAACCAGGAACAGCAGUUAACUAUCCAGUUCCUGCUCCGCGCAGAAUGACGCUGCCCCGUGCUGGUGUUCCAGAUCAGGAGGAGGUUCUUGGAGCGACUAUUUCAGAGCUAAAACAGCUAUUUGAGAAGAAGGCCAGGAAUAACCAGUGACCACCCGACACAUCAGCACCAGUGGCGUAGGAAAUGACUCUCACCAGUAAAGAGACAUCUCAGUCUGCACAAGUCCACAGGGGGCGCUGUUUCCACUCUGACAAACCUCACUUUACCACCUCACUCAGCAGUGGUGGCACUUUGAACAAUCACCACUGUAGAUGAACUCCUUGCACACGAUUAAUUGUAUAAAAAUGCUGUAAAUGUGCCAUUAUCUUAUAAUUGUUAAAUGUCAUUGACAUUGUUCUGCCUCAUAGGCAUGUGAUGUAAAUACUAUACAUAUAUUAUGUAUGUGUAUACUGCAGUGAACAAAAUGAAGCAGUGAUGCUCGGUGAGCCAGGACUAAAUACAGACUUCCUGUAGGGGACUCUUGUCUGAUUUCAACUGAAAUGAAACUCUGUCAUCUGUGGUAACGUCAUCUUAUGGUCACAGAUAGAUGGAUGGAAAGAUUGAUAGAAAGUCUUUAUAUUUCUGUACAGAAAAGUCCAUCUGUGAAGCUGAUGAAAUGUUUGUAUCUGGACUACAGACUUUGUUGCACUUUUGAAAAUGACCACAGUGAUCACAAAUGUGUCUCACUCCUUUAUUACCUUAGGGCUGAUAAAUUAUUGUGAAAAAAAAACAACUAUUUACAUUAAAAUUGUGACAUGUGAAAUAAAGUUAACAACUCUGAGCCGGACACUUGCAGGCUAAAAUUAGACAGGAUAUGCAGUGGUACGACGAACUGAGACGAACUGAGACAUGUGCAGGUGCAGCAGCGAGGGUUCAACACAUCAGGACAUACGUUUUAAGAUUCACAACUCGGGUUCAUCAUUCAGAGCGGUCCGAAGCGCGUCAGCUGGACCUACAGACUCUACUUUGACCAGAACCUCUCUGUAGAGAAGAGAUGUACUCAGGUUCACCCACACAUACGGUAAAUACUUGGCGUGCAGUCAGAUGAAUGAAGAACAGUCGUUUCCUAAUCCUGACGCCAUGGCUGAAAGUUCAAUGACUUCACUGUUAACUGCUAACAGGACUACACUUCUGGGUUUAUUAUUUCGACUGAAAUGUAGUGAAUACUGUAACCUUCACACGCACAGAAAAUCAUUCAAAUACAAUUUUUUUUUUUUUCAAUGUAUGAAGGAAAGCAGAUUUGAAUGAUUCCUGUUAGAACAGCACUCAGUACAACUCUGUAUUAACUCAGUACAUUUAAAGAUAUGUUA
This is a messenger RNA of Cynoglossus semilaevis (tongue sole), 3092 nucleotides long. Its product is annotated as signal-transducing adaptor protein 2-like. Bases 865 to 1893 code for a protein of 342 amino acids. Gene Ontology annotation, molecular function: signaling adaptor activity. The record is from RefSeq and is a predicted model, not a curated record. The transcript is spliced from 18 exons. NCBI's taxonomy places the organism in Eukaryota, Metazoa, Chordata, Actinopteri, Pleuronectiformes, Cynoglossidae.